Patella vulgata (common limpet) is the source of this 3165-nucleotide messenger RNA. RefSeq names its product G protein-activated inward rectifier potassium channel 3. NCBI's taxonomy places the organism in Eukaryota, Metazoa, Mollusca, Gastropoda, Patellidae. Gene Ontology annotation, biological process: regulation of monoatomic ion transmembrane transport; potassium ion import across plasma membrane. Gene Ontology annotation, molecular function: inward rectifier potassium channel activity. The transcript has 3 exons. Gene Ontology annotation, cellular component: plasma membrane. The record is from RefSeq and is a predicted model, not a curated record. The coding region runs from base 260 to 1663 and encodes 467 amino acids.
UUAUAACCAGCAGAAUAUGGAUAUUGCAAACCGGUUACAUGUAACAAACUGUGUUAGAGGUUAAUGGUCUGACAGACAGAAAUACAAAUGAUUGAUAUAUUAUGAAGUUAGAAUAAAGACACCGGUGAAUAGUGAAAGAACAGACAGGUGAUUGGUCAAUAUGAAUUACAGCAGACGCGUUAAACAGACCGCCAUGUGUCACAAAGUUUCAAGUUACACAAUUAGCAUGUUUAUUCAACCAAGGCAAAGUUAAUUCGAAAUGCAGGCUGUCAUUAUGGAUGCCAGUUAUGGCACUGGGAUGAACGGACCUGCUGCAGUAUUGCCAGAUCCCGAUCUACUGGAGAAUGGGAAGCAUGAAAAUCGACGAUCAUCACAGGAUUCUUUCAUGGAGUAUGCCUCUAGAAAUAUUCGUCAGACAAACAAUGCUCAGUUAAACAGACGAGCAGACAGACAUCAUUCAAAGCGUAUGAGGCGACGCUUAGUUUAUAAAAAUGGAGAUGUUAAUAUUACUCAGACAAAUAUACGAAAACGUAGACGAAGAUAUUUAGCUGAUAUUUUUACUACUUUAGUUGACAUAAAAUGGAGAUAUAAUCUUAUGCUGUUUGCCUUAGCUUUUACAUUAAGUUGGUUAAUAUUCGGUUUGAUUUGGUGGUUAGUGUGUUUCUCACAUGGUGAUUUAGAACAUGCAGGAGAAAAAGAUUGGAAACCCUGUGUUAAAGAGAUUUACACUUUCACAUCAGCGCUUUUAUUUUCUAUAGAAACCCAACAUACAAUAGGUUAUGGUUCUCGACAUACAACAGAAGAAUGCCCGGAAGCUAUUGUGUUAAUGAUGUUUCAAUCAUGCUUUGGUGUGAUAUGUCAAGCCUUAAUGACUGGUAUAGUGUUUGCUAAGCUCUCUAGACCCAAAAAACGAGCGGAAACGCUUAUGUUUAGCAAAAAUGCAUGCAUAUGUAAGCAAGAUGGUGAUCUAUGUUUAUUAUUUCGUGUUGGUGAUAUGCGAAAAUCACAAAUAGUAGAAGCACAUAUCAGAGCAGUAUUAAUAAAAAAGAAAAUAACUAAAGAAGGGGAGAUCUUACCUCUAUAUCAGUUUGACGUCGAUCUAGGUUUUGAUGAAGGUCGCGAUCGUUUGUUUUUAGUAUGGCCAGUGAUAAUAGUCCAUAAAAUAGAUGAAACCAGUCCAUUCUGGGAAUUAUCUCCUGAAGAUUUACAUCGAGAACAAUUUGAACUCAUAGUUAUUCUAGAAGGUAUUGUAGAAUCUACUGGAAUGACAACACAAGCUAGAAGUUCUUAUCUUCCAGGCGAGGUUCUGUGGGGACAUCGAUUUGAACGUCUAGUGACAUUUCAGAAAGAAGACGGACAAUACCAAAUAGACUUUUCACGUUUCCAUAAUGCCAUUCCAAUAGAUACCCCAUCUUGCAGUGCUAAAGAACUGGCAGAAAUGACUGCUAACGGGAAUUGUCCUGAAAACACUUAUAUAGAUGAAGACAAUGCGUCUAUUGUUUCUAAAUCUGAGCGUUUCCCAAGUCCUUAUAUAGUUAAACGACAUGGAGUAGCGCAAACUGAUUUUUACGAUGAUGAUCUAGAUUCUCCUCAGAAUUCUUCCUUACAGAGAAGUGUGAGUACUGAUUUAGGAUCAAGAGAUGAAUCUGAAACACUUCUAUGACUAUCUUGAGGAGACCAAGAACAUGAUGAAAACUGACAUUGUGUUUUACGGUUUCCAUAUUUAGCAGAAGUGAAUAGCUGUUAGUGAUAAAAUUCUGGUUUCCAAUAACUACCAAUCCACAGAACAAGAAAAAAAAAAUAAAGACAGUCGCAGUUGAUUGAGAUAAACGCUGCUCUGUUUCCGUUCAAAGACCAAAACAAAUUUUAUCUCCAUGACAUAUAUAUUAAACCUGGAGAGUUAUACACAUGUUUUAUGUAGCCGUUUUUUUUUUCUUUCAAUUUUUUUAAACAGUCGUUUUCUUUCCCAAUAUAUACGAAAAAGCACAAAUUAUGACGAUAGACAGCAAGUUAUAAAAUAGAAUUGAAAUGGAAGGAUUCCAUUUAAUUUAAAUAUGCAUUGUGCCAGAUUUAGAUAAAAGAGCUGGCUGUGCUUGCUAUAUUAGUUUUAAAAUAGAUAAUGAAAAAUGAAUACGUUUAUAUUGAAAAUUACUUUAUUCUGAGCGAAGUUAUGAAAAGAAAUAGCUUAAAUAGUCUUGAUUUCUAGUACUUUAAUCAGCAGUCAUUAUGAGCGGCGUCCAUAUUAAUGUUCUAUUGAAGAUAUGGUGAACAAUAUCUUAGCCAUCCGUUGGUAGGAGAGUAUGGACGUGUUAUGUGAAUAAAUGUCUAAAUAAUAAUUAAUAUAACAUUUGAAGCCAGAAAAAAGACCUGCAAUAGGCAGAUUUAGCUCAUAUGCUGUCACUCAGAAAUAUUUUAGAAGUAUUAUUUUUAUACGGAUAGUUUCACACUCAACUACAUUUGGCUUAUUUGGAGAAUUAAUGAGCUGUUGUUAUAAAGAAAAUAUUAUGUUCUAAUUAAUGGAAUAUUUGACAAAGAAGAAGAUUAUAUUUUUUUAGACCUAUCUGUUGUUAAUGCACGUCACUCCUGACAUUUGACCGAUAGUAAAAUUCAUCAUUUUCGUUUGUAUUCAGAUGUUCAAACUAAUGGAAAUUUUUAUCAAUAAAUCACUAUUACCAUCACGUUCGUGUGUAUGGGACGUGAAAUAUCUAGUAAAUAAUUUACAUUUUGUGAAUACAUUUAGCUUUUAGUCAUGACAAUUUAUAGGAAAAAUAGACAUCUUUAUUAAGUAUGUAUACAUAUGACACAAGAAAAAUAAAGGCUUAUUAACAUAAAUACUUCAUAUAUUUGAAGGUGAGACAAAUAAUUUAUGAAGCGAAAAUGACUUCAUUUAAUAAACACCACAGGAUCCUAGCUCCAAUAUAUCAUACACCCCAUGUCCAGAGAAUAAUAAUUUUUAAAAUGAUGGUAUAAUUCUGGAAUUUCAGUUUAUUGUUAAGUUGAAUUUGUUAGCAUCUAUAAGUUUAAUAUUAGAAUAAUGAAUUAUUUUAUUAUAUAAAUUACUUACAAUUUAAAUACCUGGGUUGGGGGAUGACAGAUAACUUAUGAUGUGAAUAUGACUUAAUUUAAUGAACACCAGGGGGUCCUGGCACUAUUAUAUUCAGUAUA